AUGUCUUCAGACACUUCAUUAUCAGAAACUUCAUUGCUUGAAGAAGAAAGCGGGAGCUUGAAUAAGUCUCGGCCACCAGUAAAAUCAAAUCCUGUACGCGAAAACAUUAAGUCAUUCGCGGCCGGUGGAGUGGGCGGUAUAUGUGCAGUGUUUACGGGUCAUCCCUUCGAUUUGAUCAAAGUGAGAUGUCAAAAUGGCCAAGCGAAUUCCGCCGUACAUGCAGUUUCAAACAUUCUGAAAGAGGCCAGGACUCAAGUGAACGGCACAGUCCUUACAAACUCCAUAAAGGGGUUUUAUAAAGGUGUCAUCCCACCGUUAUUAGGUGUCACCCCUAUAUUUGCCGUUUCCUUCUGGGGUUAUGAUGUGGGUAAGAAACUUGUAUCUUUUAAAAACGAGAGUGGAGGCAGCAACGAGUUAACCAUGGGCCAAAUGGCCGCGGCGGGAUUUAUCAGUGCUAUCCCCACGACGUUGGUGACCGCCCCAACGGAAAGAGUUAAAGUCGUUUUGCAAACCUCCUCCAAAGGCUCCUUCAUCCACGCGGCAAAAACGAUCGUUAAAGAAGGCGGCAUUUCCUCUUUGUUUAAAGGUUCAUUGGCUACUUUGGCAAGAGAUGGGCCCGGUUCAGCUUUAUAUUUCGCAUCUUAUGAAAUUUCAAAGAAUUACUUGAAUAGCAGGCAACCUCAUCCAACUGCGGGCGAGGACGAGCCAGUCAAUAUCUUAAAUGUUUGUCUUGCUGGUGGUAUUGCUGGUAUGUCGAUGUGGUUAGCUGUUUUCCCCAUUGACACUAUAAAGACAAAGUUGCAGGCCUCCUCCACGAAGCAAAAUAUGGUCUCUGCGACAAAGGAAAUUUAUCUGCAAAGAGGUGGUAUCAGAGGGUUCUUCCCUGGUUUGGGUCCCGCCUUAUUGAGAUCUUUCCCAGCUAAUGCGGCUACGUUUUUGGGUGUGGAGAUGACACAUUCUCUGUUCAAUAAAUACGGUAUAUGA
Molecule: messenger RNA, 984 nt
Organism: Saccharomyces kudriavzevii IFO 1802
Lineage: Eukaryota; Fungi; Ascomycota; Saccharomycetes; Saccharomycetales; Saccharomycetaceae
Gene: CRC1
Product: carnitine:acyl carnitine antiporter
Exons: 1
Coding region: 1-984 (327 amino acids)
Biological process (GO): carnitine transmembrane transport; mitochondrial transport
Cellular component (GO): mitochondrial envelope
Molecular function (GO): O-acyl-L-carnitine transmembrane transporter activity
Source: RefSeq, a predicted model, not a curated record